Prosopis cineraria is the source of this 687-nucleotide messenger RNA. RefSeq lists its product as uncharacterized. NCBI's taxonomy places the organism in Eukaryota, Viridiplantae, Streptophyta, Magnoliopsida, Fabales, Fabaceae. Bases 90 to 350 code for a protein of 86 amino acids. Gene Ontology annotation, cellular component: mitochondrion. The transcript has 4 exons. The record is from RefSeq and is a predicted model, not a curated record.
UCCUUUCCGAAACAACAGAGGCACCGCAUUUUUCAGACAGUGUAAGGAGUACUGAAUCGUCGAGCUCUUGUACUGUUCUCUCAAGCGCAAUGGGUUUCGUACAAGAGGCGCGCGAUAAUCAUGUCAAGAAAAAAGUAGAAGAAGCUUUACGCAGCAAAAUGAAGCAGAAGGCGCUGAAGGAAUGUGAUCAUUACACUGCAAAAUAUGCUCAAUGUGCUUCUGGGAGAACAAUUUCAGUUGUUUGGCAAUGCCGUAAACAAGCUAAAGAAUUGAACGAUUGUCUCCAUCAAUUAUUGAUGAAAUCGGAGUUUGAUAUAUCAAUGAAAUCGGCACUAAUGAUGCUGUUUUAGAGGAAAUGAAGAAAGAAUACAUUCUGCAGAACAGUGGUGAAGGCUCUGCAAGAAUAUAGAUUUGAUUUCAUUGAAGAUUGGCCUAAUCAAUGAGCAACUGUUUUUACAAUUGUUCAGCAAAGCAUCUGCCAAAAACGUGUCAUCGGUAUGUUUGGAUGCCUCCUUUGCAUUCUAGUUCGUCAGAAAUCUAGAGUGAGCUCUUCAUCAUCUGACUCAGUGGACAAAUUAGUAUGACAGCAAAUUUCCGGGUUUUUUUUUUCUUUGUUGCAUAAGACUAAAUGAAGAAAACUUGUACGAAUUUUGCAGGUUUCUGAUAUGGAAUGUUAUUUACUAUUUA